This is a messenger RNA of Boeremia exigua, 1014 nucleotides long. RefSeq lists its product as uncharacterized. Lineage: Eukaryota; Fungi; Ascomycota; Dothideomycetes; Pleosporales; Didymellaceae. Bases 114 to 950 code for a protein of 278 amino acids. Gene Ontology annotation, molecular function: oxidoreductase activity. The transcript is spliced from 3 exons. The record is from RefSeq and is a predicted model, not a curated record.
CGCAAAUAAACAGCGAGGUACGAUUUAUUGCAUGGCUGAACGGCCCACAGAUAUCUCAUCUUCUGCGACGAUUGCUUGCGACACUUCACUCUGCCUGACCCUGCCAUCGCACGAUGUCAUCACACUCAACGUCUACCCUAAAGCAGAUCGCCUGCAUACGUCGCAAAUCGGACAUGACUCGUGAAGAGUUCUUCACUUACCAUUUCCAGAUUCAUGGCUCGAUAUCCGACAAGCCAACGACCCCAGACCACAAGCCACAUAAAUACAUCCAGACCCACUUUUUCGAUGCAGCGUUUGGCUCACGGUCAGGAAGCACUGCUGGGACUGGAAAUCAUGUUUGGACGGGUCGCGACGAUAUGACCGAGCUCUGGUUUCGAGAUUGGGACCAUCUGAAGGCUUGUUUCGGAUCUGAUCACGUCAGAAAGACAAUUGGGCCUGAUGGUGUAAACUUUAACGAUCUCGAAACAGCAAUCCCACUGAUGACUAUCGAAAAGGAGUUGCACUUCGGCAGCGCUGUCACCCCUUCCGCAAGGCUAGAUGAAGGCUUUCGCACAGUCGCUGUCCUCUUUUUGGCUUGCAAAGCCGAAGUCUCCGAGGAGCAGUUUGAGCGAGAAUUGUCGCCUGCUCUGCUCGAGGUGUUGCAGACAUACGCAUCGGAUGAAGUUUAUGGUAUCCAGGCGAACAUCAGUCUACCACAAUCUCAGUUUGAUAUUCGAGCCUACUUCGGUGGCAAAAACAUGCCAGAGUAUCCGGUUACCUACAAGAUCUACAUCAAGGACAGGGGAUCUUUGACGGCCAUUAGGAAAGCCCAGAGAAUUUUUAUGGACAGUGGAGAUAAGCUCGUAGAUGCAAGCAAUAGCUUCAUCGCUUUUGGGAAAGAAGGUCUGGUCUUUGAUGUUGGAAGCGAUCGUAAAUUCGAUCCAAACCGCCAGCCUAUGCUCUCGUACUAAAUGGACAGAGAUUGUUUUUACCUUGUAUAGAAGCUUUAUAUAGAAUAUACAUAACCUUACAUAA